Molecule: messenger RNA, 1005 nt
Organism: Baudoinia panamericana UAMH 10762
Lineage: Eukaryota; Fungi; Ascomycota; Dothideomycetes; Mycosphaerellales; Teratosphaeriaceae
Exons: 1
Biological process (GO): mRNA 3'-end processing
Cellular component (GO): RNA polymerase II, holoenzyme
Molecular function (GO): RNA polymerase II C-terminal domain binding
Source: RefSeq, a predicted model, not a curated record
AUGGCCUACUCCCCCGAAGCGGUCCGCGCAAAAUUAACCUCCCUAAACGAAACCCAAGACUCCAUAGUAGCAACCUCCCAAUGGCUGCUCUUCCACCGCCGCCACGCCCCCUCCACCGCCCAACUCUGGCUCGCCCACCUGCAAACCCCCACCCUCACGCCCGCAAAGCGCCUCAACCUUAUCUACCUGGUCAACGAAGUCGUGCAGCAAUCUCGCGCACGCGGGAAGACGGAUUUCGUGCUAGCGUUCGAGCCGAUCAUUGCGGAGGCUACGGCGAGCGCGUAUAAAGGCGCGAAUGAGAGUGUGCAGGGGAAGAUUGGACGGGUGGUGGAGGUGUGGAGGCAGAGGGGGGUGUUUGAGCGGACGAUAUUGGAUGCGGUUGAGGCACGGUUGGAGGAGGUGAGGAGGGCGAAGGGGGGAAAGAGUGGGGGGAGGCAGUUGGGUGGGACGUUGUUUGGUGGUACCAGUGGGAGUGGUAACGGCGUUGUGCCGGUGGAGUUGGAGGGCGUGGCUAAGAGUUUGGCGAGUGUGACGAAAGCAGAUGUUACGAAGACGCCUGCGGUGGAGAAUGCGGAGAGGGAGUUUCAGAAGGUUACGGAUGCGAGUGCGGCUGUGCCAAGUCCGCCCGUGCAUGCGGCGAGGUUGAGCGCGUUGUUGAGGAGUCUUGCGACUGCGCAGGGGGCGGUUGAGGCGAGUGUGCGGGCGAGGAGAGAGUUGUUGGCGGGGUUGGAGAGGUUGGUGCAGGAGAGUAAGGUGAAGCUGGCGGAAGAUGAGGCAACGAUGGAGAUGCUGGGGGUGAGGAAGGAGGGGAUCGAGGUUAAGAAGCGAGAGGUGGAGGAUGGCAUCAUGCGAGGGCUGUCUAACCCGUCUUCGCCUGUAGCGGCCUCAGCGCCUGCGACGGAGGGUCUGGCGCAAGAUGGCGCGGUACAGACGAACGGAAACGGGGCAGAGUCCACCGCUCCCGAGGCGGAGUCCUUCACGCCUCCACCACCCGAAAUCGAGUCC